Malania oleifera is the source of this 771-nucleotide messenger RNA. RefSeq names its product heavy metal-associated isoprenylated plant protein 8-like. The record is from RefSeq and is a predicted model, not a curated record. Gene Ontology annotation, molecular function: metal ion binding. The coding region runs from base 1 to 771 and encodes 256 amino acids. NCBI's taxonomy places the organism in Eukaryota, Viridiplantae, Streptophyta, Magnoliopsida, Santalales, Ximeniaceae. The transcript has 5 exons.
AUGGGGGGAAAGCAAGAGCAAAAAGGAGAAGGUGGGAACAAGGAAGAAGGGAAGAAGGAAGAGAAAACCGAAGUAGAAAAAAAGAAUGCACCAAACUCGAAAGGAGAUAAUGUUGUCUUGGGUGUUUACAUACAUUGCGAAGGCUGCGAGACCAAGAUCAAAAAAAGCUUGAGAUGCUUUGAGGGUGUUGAAGAAGUUGAGGUUGAUCGGAAAAAUCAUAAAGUGAUUGUGAAGGGAAAAAAAUUGGAUCCAUGGAAGGUUUUGGAGAGGGUAGAAGGAAAAACACAAAAACAUGUGGAGUUAUUUUCUCCAAAAGUGCCUAGGGAUGCCAAAGAGAAGGUCGGAGGAAAAGCUGAAGCAACAAAGAAAUCAGAGGCUCAGGUGAUUGUCGUAGUUCUCAAAGUGUAUAUGCAUUGUGAAAGUUGUGCUCAUGAAGUCAAGAAAUGUGCAGAGAAGAUGGAAGGAGUUUCGAGUGUAGGAGUGGAUCAAAAGAAGUCGCAGAUGGUAGUGAAAGGCACAUUCGAUCCAUUGAAACUCGUCAAUUUCCUUUAUAGACGCACUGGGAAGCAUGUGGAAAUUGUGAAGCAGGAGAAAGUAGACGGCCAGCUUAGGGACAAAGGGGCUAGUGAGAACAGAGAGAUUCGAGAGAAGAAUGAAGGAGGCAAGGGAGAGUUAUUAUUCUACUACUACCCCCCUCCAGUUGUUGUGGAAAAAGCUUACCCGCCUCUAAUUUUCAACGACGAAGAUGCAAAUUCAUGUUCAAUUAUGUAA